Messenger RNA from Oppia nitens, 872 nucleotides. It is a transcript of the gene EMC4, whose product is annotated as ER membrane protein complex subunit 4-like. Gene Ontology annotation, cellular component: EMC complex. The record is from RefSeq and is a predicted model, not a curated record. The coding region runs from base 93 to 626 and encodes 177 amino acids. The transcript is spliced from 3 exons. Lineage: Eukaryota; Metazoa; Arthropoda; Arachnida; Sarcoptiformes; Oppiidae. Gene Ontology annotation, biological process: protein folding in endoplasmic reticulum.
UUAAUAGUAAUGAAUAAACAGUUUAUGUGUUAAUAAAUUGUCGUUUAAUUUGUUUUUCUAUAUAUCAUUGAUCGCUAAGAUUUAGACCAACGAUGAGUUCAAACAAUCAAAUGAACCGCAAUUUAGUGACCAAAAGACACAAAUGGGGUCUUAAUUUUGCACAAAAACUUAAGACCGACCGCAACCAAGACCUACAGUCACCGCCCGGUUAUAUCUGUCCGACGACACAAAUUCAUAGCGAAAACAACCGGGAAAAUGAUCACAACCUUAUAGUGAAGAAGUCGUGGGACAUAGCAUUGGCACCGAUGAAACAAAUACCUAUGAAUCUGUUCAUUAUGUAUAUGUCGGGUAACUCUAUAUCGAUAUUCCCGAUAAUGAUGGUCGGUAUGCUCUUUCUUAGACCAAUCAAAGCACUGAUUCAAAUCAAUACCACAUUUAAGAUGAUUGAAGGACAUCAAGCGAUACUACAGAAACUGAUUUAUUUGAUCGGAAAUUUGUUAUGCGUUGCGUUGGCUCUCUAUAAAUGUCAAUCAAUGGGUUUAUUGCCAUCACAUGCCAGUGAUUGGCUCGACUUCGUUGAUCCGCCGCUAAGGAUCGAGUUUUCCGGCGGAGGAAUCGCUUUGUAAAUGAUUUCUUAUACUUUAAACACCAGUAUUUUAGUUAAACUUUUAUAUAAGUAUAUUGUCAGACAAACUAAGUGUUGAUUUCAUUUUAUUUUUUGACAUUUAAUUGCAUUAUCAAACACUUUUUGACUAAUUUGAAUAUACAGUACCGUAGUUUGUUAGUAAUGAUAUAAAUUAGUUAUUAAUUUUAUGUUUUUGAAAAGUAUCGGUAAAUAUAAAACAUUAUUUACUUAAAUAUAUAAUCAAAUA